AUGCCCGGCGCAGGGCACAGGGCGAGGCAGUGGCGUUGGCCAGGGGGCCGGGUGCGGGGGCCGGCCCCAGCCGUCCAGCCCCUGGCCCCCGUAAGGGGUGAUGAGGGCAGGGGGAUCGUGGUCCUGCAUGUGAACGUCCCGAGGAGGAGAGCUGGCUUGCCAGACCCGUGCCUACAACUGCCGGACCCUGUCUCCACCCACCGAAGCCGGGGCCCCGGGGCUGCUCUGGCCGACGGGGUGCGGCUCUUGGAGCCCUUGUGCGCCACUGGUGGGGAGCGCCUCCUCCUGCUGCUGCGGCCCCUCCCAGACGCCCACUUGUGCUCUGCGGGGGGGCAGCUGCUCGCCGGAGCACCCCACCUGCGCUCAGAAGUCCAGCCGUGGGUUGCAGGGCAGUUCCAACCCGUGAAGGACAUGCUCACUGGCAGGGGGAGCCCACCCCAAGUGCCUGCGGCCUGCCCGGAGCGGACGCACACCGACCGUGUGCUCUUCCACAUCUGUGACACCUCGGGUCUCGAGGAGCAGCAGCUCACUCUGGGUCAUUGCUGCGUAGACACACCACACCCUGUGCGGACCACACUGGCGACUCGCUGUGUUCGUGGAGUGGCUGCUGCAGUGAAAUCAGCAGCACUGCAGUGUCAGAACACCACAGGAGGACGACCCCACCCCCGGGGUGGCGACCCCGCUGGGGGCGUCUGGAUGACGGCUCAGCACAGCGGAGCCAGCGAGCGGCUCCGGAACCUCCGCCUCCGCUCCGUCUGA
Molecule: messenger RNA, 759 nt
Organism: Rangifer tarandus platyrhynchus (Svalbard reindeer)
Lineage: Eukaryota; Metazoa; Chordata; Mammalia; Artiodactyla; Cervidae
Source: the annotation of a GenBank genome assembly